UCCAAAAUGGACAAGUCCCUCUUGCUGGAGCUCCCCAUCCUGCUCUGCUGCUUUAGGGCAGUAUCUGGAUCAUUUUUAAAGAGAAAAUUUGCAGACAAUGAAAUAGCUACUGUGGAAUAUGAAUUUCCUCUGACAGAAAUUGUUCAGUGUAGGAUGUGCCACCUCCAGUUCCCGGGAGAAAACUGCUCCAGAGGAAGAGGAAUAUGCACAGCAGGAACAGAAGAGGCCUGCAUGGUUGGAAGGAUUUCCAAAAGGGACGGUAGUCCCUGGUUAACCUUCAAGGACUGCCUGAAGAACUGUGCUGACGUGAAAGGCAUAAAGUGGAGUGUCUAUUUUGUGAGCUUCAGCUGCUGCAGGAGCCACGACCUGUGCAAUGAAGACCUUUAGAAGUUAAUGCUUCUUCUGUGACUCCAAUUUCUGGGUGAGGUUGUUGCCUCAGCCUCUUCACAAUGACUUUCAUUAAAAAAAUCCCUCUCACACACACACACGCACACUACAGAAGAGGAUUGCAAAGACAUGGCUCCAUCUUCUGCACAUGAAAAGAAAGUCCCUCUCCUUUUCUAGUCUCUGUCUCAUCCCUUAAAAUAAGAAAAUAAAUAACCUUGAGAGCAAGAACAAGAUCAAUAUAUCCUGCAGGUUGCCAUAAGCCCUUGCGCUUUCACUGUAUAGCCCGUUUGUUCAGAAAAGAGGGAAAAGGAUAGUUUAAUUUCAAAAAAGAAUCCCUUCCUCUUUCCUCUGCUGCUUUCCUUCCUUCUGUGGCAGGGUAUUUUAAUAUUUUUCACAUUUUUUUCUCUCUGUGUUAUCUUGCUUAUCCCACUCCAAAGAAAGCACAUAACUGUGGUCUGAAGGGAUGGGGAGUAGCAACAUAAAAAGAAGUGGCUCAAGUCUUCUUGGAGUUUGUUCAUGAAUGUUAAUCCCAGGGUGAGGAGAAGAUUGGGACAUAGAAAGGAAGCUGCACCAGAACCAUGAACAGAGAAAGAUUGUCUGCCUUCUAGAAUCAGAUCUGUUUGGGACUAGUGGUUGGAGAAUAAAAGCAGGAGAAGUCUAUGAGAUUCUAGAGAUAGUACCUGCAUCCAGCUUCCCUGUCAAACUCACAAGGAGGCAUCAACCACUAGACAGGGAACAACUGCAGGAUACUUCCAGGGGACAGAACCACCAGCAGGAACACAAAUAUUCCCAUGCCUAGAGCAUGGCAUGGAGGAAGCUGAGAACUGUGCGGUCUGAGGAAGCCAUUUGAGUCUGGCCACUAGACAUCUCAUCAGCCACUUGUGUGAACAGAUGCCCCAUGACCCCAGAUGCCUCUCCCACCCUUACCUCCAUCUCACACACACUUGAGCUUUCCACUCUGUAUAAUUCUAACACCCUGAGAGAAAUGGCAGUUUGACCGAACAUGUUCACAAGGGUAGAGGCUGAUUUCUAAUGAAACUUGUGGAAUGAAGCCCAGAAAGAGUGAUGAAUUAUAUUAUAUUAUAUAAAAAUAAUAAUAAAAAUAUAAAGAAAGCUA
Molecule: messenger RNA, 1504 nt
Organism: Cercocebus atys (sooty mangabey)
Lineage: Eukaryota; Metazoa; Chordata; Mammalia; Primates; Cercopithecidae
Gene: PATE1
Product: prostate and testis expressed 1
Exons: 5
Coding region: 7-387 (126 amino acids)
Source: RefSeq, a predicted model, not a curated record